AUGGGCAGGCAACCAUGCUGCGACAAGCUAGGUGUGAAGAAGGGACCAUGGACAGCUGAGGAAGACAAGAAGCUCAUCAACUUCAUCCUCACCAAUGAUCAGUGCUGCUGGCGGGCCGUCCCGAAGCUCGCCGGCCUCCUACGUUGUGGCAAGAGCUGCAGGCUCCGAUGGACUAACUACCUUAGGCCUGAUCUCAAGAGAGGCCUCUUGAACGACGCUGAGGAGCAAUUGGUUAUUGACCUCCAUGCCCGCUUAGGAAAUAGGUUUUCUUCUCCACCCUUUCUCUCCUUUUAUCUUCACACCACUUGUUUAGUCCUCGACACCGGUAGCCAGAUUAGUGCCAGGAGAUAUUGA
This is a messenger RNA of Magnolia sinica, 354 nucleotides long. Its product is annotated as MYB-like transcription factor ODO1. NCBI's taxonomy places the organism in Eukaryota, Viridiplantae, Streptophyta, Magnoliopsida, Magnoliales, Magnoliaceae. The transcript has a single exon. The coding region runs from base 1 to 354 and encodes 117 amino acids. The record is from RefSeq and is a predicted model, not a curated record.